Messenger RNA from Epinephelus moara (kelp grouper), 3465 nucleotides. RefSeq names its product RAB3A, member RAS oncogene family, b (gene rab3ab). Gene Ontology annotation, molecular function: GTP binding; GTPase activity. Gene Ontology annotation, cellular component: axon; synaptic vesicle; endosome. NCBI's taxonomy places the organism in Eukaryota, Metazoa, Chordata, Actinopteri, Perciformes, Serranidae. The transcript has 5 exons. The record is from RefSeq and is a predicted model, not a curated record. The coding region runs from base 89 to 748 and encodes 219 amino acids. Gene Ontology annotation, biological process: protein localization to plasma membrane; axonogenesis; regulation of exocytosis.
GUGUUACUCAGCCUCUUUGACUUGACAGUGGUGGUGUAUCUGCGGGUGCUGGACGCGGUGGAUAUCAGCCGGAUAGAAAUCUAUAAAGAUGGCCUCAGCAACAGCGACCUAUGGGCAGAAGGAGUCUUCGGACCAAAACUUUGACUAUAUGUUCAAGAUCCUCAUCAUUGGCAACAGCAGCGUGGGCAAAACCUCCUUCUUGUUCCGCUACGCCGAUGACUCCUUCACACCGGCCUUUGUCAGUACGGUGGGCAUCGACUUCAAGGUGAAGACCAUCUACAGGAACGACAAGAGGAUCAAAUUACAGAUCUGGGACACGGCGGGUCAGGAGCGCUACCGGACCAUCACCACGGCCUACUACCGAGGAGCCAUGGGCUUCAUCCUCAUGUAUGACAUCACUAACGAGGAGUCCUUCAGCGCCGUCCAGGACUGGUCGACUCAGAUUAAGACGUACUCGUGGGACAAUGCCCAGGUGCUGCUGGUUGGGAACAAGUGCGACAUGGAGGACGAGCGAGUGGUGGGCGGAGAUAGAGGCCGGCAGCUGUCUGAGCACCUCGGUUUUGAGUUCUUCGAGGCCAGCGCCAAGGACAACAUCAACGUGAAGCAGACCUUUGAGCGCCUGGUCGACAUCAUCUGUGAAAAGAUGUCUGAGAGCCUGGACGCCGGAGAUCCUGCCGUCACAGGGGCCAAACAGGGGCCCCAGCUGACAGAGCAGCCCGCUCCUCCUCACCAGGACUGUGCAUGUUAAAGCUGACUACUCCCCCCAAACCCCUUUUCCUCCCUCCUCCUCCUUGUCGUCCUUCAGCCUCGGGCCUCGAGCCUCAAGCCUCGGGUCAAAUCCUCCCAUCACCCUCUUUGCUCACUUUCCUGCUUCUUUCUGUAACCUAGCAAGGAUCAUUUGCCUAGGGGCGCAAGAACCAGGUUGAAAAGUGUCUGAAACACUUGGAGAUGCUAGUGGAUCAGUGCUAGAGGUGUGUUUGUGUCUGGUUCCUCCUAAUAAAAGAGCUAGAAAGUGUUUCUUUGAUCAGUGUGGGCGUUGGUCUGAUGCCAAAGCAAGUUUCAUCAAACCAGUGUUUCAGACUCUUUACAAACCAGGUUUUUGAAGGUCUCCAAGCCAUCUUCCGUUGUCUCCCUGUUCCUCAGUGUGGUUUUACAAGAAGGAUUUGACGGCGUCCGUCCUCAGAGUGCCAUUUAAAUCCUUCCGAUGUUUACAGUACUUUGUUUCAUGUCAGUCAGAUGUCUUGAAUAGAUGUCAGCCUCGGAUUUGGUGACCGAGAAAGUCACAGUGGAGUGAGUGUGGGAGGGAUGAUCCAGCUGAAAUCUGCUCCAUCCUGAUGUGUUAUGUUUCUUUUAUGAUUCUGGAUGCACACAGAAUCAAACGUCUGUUUCAUUUGUUGUCUCAGCUGCUAUCUAAACAUGGAUAUAGCAGGUUUGAGCAAGUGUUUUGUUUUCAUUAUUCAUCCGAGCCUUUUCAUUUGGCCUUUUUUUUUUUUUUUAUGUUUUUGUAUUCUGGUGCCGCAUUUAUUCUUUCAACACUGGGCGGGGGAAAAUACGAACAAGAUAGAGCUACGUAAAAAAAAAAAAACUGCAAAAAAAAAAAAUGAAGAGACACAUUUUAUUUAAUUAUAUUUAUUUCAAAUGUACAUAUAAAUGUUGUGCAAUAUAUAUAAUAUCUACAGGUAUGCAUUUCUUGAAAUGAAUUUGAAAAGGUAUGAAGUUCUAUGAGGAUAGUAUCAAAUAUAAGAGGUCUGUGUUGUUGGGUUUGUUUGGAUGAUGUGUGGAAUUGUUUGCAGCCUCGGCAGCUCCUCCGUGAAUUGUUUCAUUUUCCCGUCGGUUUGGUCUCACGCCUCCUUUCAGAGACAUCAGAAAUUCAAACGUCCUGCUUGUGACCCUUGAAAAAUUACUGAUACGUUUAUCAUCCUUCAAAUUCACCAAGUGUGAUUCCUAGCACGACUGCUAGUAAACUGAAGCAUUUUAAAAUGGCUCUCAGAUUAGAAGAAGGGGAUUUGUGCUGCAUCAUAAAUGUUGAAUUAAGCCAGACAGCGACUGUAGUGAAGCUGAAAUCAGGAGGUUUUCAAAAUGAAAUAAAGAUUGGAGCUGGACAUGGCUCAAAUCUUUAUUUGAUUUCACUCCUGGUGAGCAGUAACACUGUAAUUAGGGUUGAUGCUUCUUGUACCAACAGCCUCAAGAUGAUUCCUAUUGGUACUUAUACAAAAAAAGGAAAUUAAAGGAUAUCUAAAAAUCUAAAAACAAUGCUAAAUGUGCAAUUUCUUGACUCCAGUUGCAAACUUUUAGUUUUUUAUCUCCCUGAUAUCUGUUUCAGGUCACCGCUACUUUAUCAAGCAUCAGAAUUUCCUGUAACAUUUAUCAUUCAAACAUUUCAUCAGUCUCAAAAGCAUGAUGGAAUUAGUUUAGAAGAUACAAACAAUAUUUUUUGUGACAUCAUUUUUGUGGUAUUUUGCCUUUAUCUGAUAGUUUGACCCAGGAAGUGAAAGGAAAAAUCACUAUACAGCCAACACACAGCAGUAUAGGGUUUCCUAGCUUCGUAACAGACAGCCUGACAGUAAGCAGCUUCUUCAGAAUCAGUAUUACAGUGUCUGCAUGUCUGUUUGUGUGUAACGUUACCUCCGAUGCUCAGUCUUCAGGUGAAGUAUGGACAGCACUGUUAAAAGUCAAACAAGCAUCGAACAGCUGGAGGCUGAAAUGCUCACAGACCUGGCUGCUGCUCAGUUUUCUAACACUAGAGAUUGGUUCCAAUGCUGUGUAACAACAAGGCUACACCCCAUCACCCACUCUGGGCGUGCAUUAUCCCCCCUACACCAGACACUCAGACCAUGUUUGUACACUUGUUUUAAUACAGUUUCCGCAGCUAAAGUUGGUUUGCCGGGUACUCCUUCUUUUCACCUCACCAAAGAUUGCUGUAGAAGCAGCUCACUGUUUUUGCUGUAGGAUGCCAGAACGAGCAGCAUGUCUGAGUAUAAAACUGUAAUAAAACAAGUGCUGAAGUGAACUCUGGUCAUUUAGGGAUAAUUUUAUGUCAUGUUUCGUCAAGCAAAGUCAUUAUGGUGGUCGGAAUCAUCGACCACCAUGUGAUUAAAGCAGAUCUGAUCCAGGAAAGCGUUUAUUUUGAGUGUUAAUCAUUGCAUUAGUUAAGUUUAGUCAAGUGUAGCAUACCAACCUGAAAUCACAGACGAGCCGUUAAAGUGUGAGAAAAUGAGGCCCCAGUCAGUGACCCACCAAAGUAUUGAUUACUAUAAGAAAGGGAGUGAUGAUCACGACAAACCUGGGAGACGAUUUCAACCCUGCGUAUAUUUUACUUCUUACUGGUUGUGACUGUUUCUUUUCCGGUAAAAUCCAAACUUUUAAACUGUUCUCUCCUUUCUAAUACGUCUUCCUCUCUAUAUAAACCAGAUCUGUAAAUACUGUACCUUCGAGUCAUAUGUGUGGAUUGUGUUGUAUCGACUC